GCUGGUUAGGAGAGGGAGAGAGAGAGAGAGAGAGGGUGGGGGGGCAGUCUAGCAGGGUCUUGUUUGUGUAACUGCUAGUUCAGUACCGUUAGCUGCUGUCUGCUUUACUGUACUGAGGGCUUUGGCCAUGCUGUUAGCUUUGCCUAGACUCGCUGUGUGUGUGUCUGCAGUGCUGUUUCAUGCUGUUUUAGAAGGGGCAAGUACAGACACGGUCCUUGAUCCAGGGUUCCUCCGUUGUCAAGAGUGCUUUUUCAAAGGCACACCACCACAAUCACUGUCUGAACUGGGUUUGGAGCAGAGGUGUCACAGACAUCUGACCGGACGACCUUUUGCAUCACUCUAUAACACUAACUGCCAGACCGCCGUUUAUACAGCCCUUCACCUCAGCCUGACUAAUGGAUGGGGCAGAGGAGAGCUCAGUAAGCAGGAUAUCGAAGAAGAGAUCAAUGAAGGUUCCCCAGUGGCCAUCCCAGCUCUUUACACAGGAAUCACAGAUGAAAGAUCAUACUCCCCUCUCCUGGAGUGGGACGCUCUGACAGCGGGGCUAAUACGUAGCUCGGCCAUACCGAUGUGUUCUAAGACAAGUGGGGAAAUUUAUGUGCAGAGUGGUGUUGUAGGGUUUAGUGAGUGUGGGGGGAAAGUGUUAUGGUCAGCAGUUUGUUGUGCUGGUUCUGAUGGGCAUGACAGUUUCAGUAUUGGGCUAGCGAAGGAGGAGGAGUUGAGGGUGGUGAGUGUUGAAGUGUUAGAGGAGUUGAUAGGAGUUAAAGGGCUGUUUUCAGGAGGCUGUGGUGAAAUAGGAGGCCAGAGAGAAGAGGAGAUUAUGUUGCUCUUGAAAAAACACAGCUCAGAUGGACAGAGUGAGAAGCACAACAGUCAGGAAGAAGGUACAUCAGACUACGGAAAUGAGGAAAUUACAUCACAGCAUGUCAACGGUGAAGCCCAAAGCUACACGUCUUCCUUGAAGUCAGAGAUGGACCUUCAGGAGAGCACCAAUGACACUGAGAAUUCAGAGUCUGGAAGUGCCCUGCUCUACAUUUUGUCUUCCACCAUCUCUCUUCUGUACACCCCUUUCUCUCCCAUCGUAAUCACGGUCACUAACCUUCCCUCCGACCUCACAUAUGUUCUACAGGAAGAGCUGGGUGUUCUAGCCUCUGUGCCUGGAGACAGUUUCACUUUGGUCAACAACUUGGGCUCAGGAGUGUCAUCUGGGGUUUUGUGUGUUUUAAACUCUCUGUAUCUGACUGGGGAACUGAGUGUGUGCACUCUCUACUCCUGUCUCAGUCUGUUAGCCAGCAGUCUGCUCCUGGCAUUCCAGGAUGGAAUUGUAGGCACAGGCACACUGGCAUGUGAUACCCUUGGUAUUUUGAUGGGCACAGUGGGCAAUGGUUUAGGGUUCGGCAAGAUGGUGCUUGGGUCUGUCUGGGAUCAGAUGGUGGAUUACCUGUGUGCAUUGAGCUCAGAAAUGGGCCAGCAGGUGUCAUCAGUGGGUUGUGGGAUAGGAACACUUACCUGGAGAAGUGGAAGAGGGGUGGGCCACCUUUUCAACAUGGUUAUGGCCAUCGUUGGGGGGGUGGUGGAGAAUACACUAGCAAAUGUGCUGGAAGCUUUUGGAGGGAGUUUGGGGGAAUCAUCUGAAUUGCAAACACUUGAAGUGCAGCCAUCUGAAGUGGCUGGUGAAUAGAUGUAAAUGUGUGUAUGUGCCUGUUACUUUAUUAACAUAUUAGUAUACUACAAAUAGUGUCUUGCUGACCGUACACCAAAUAAUAACCAUAUGGCAUGUGGAUAUGACUCGUGACAUCAUGAAACUACUGUUUUAACAUUAUGCCUUAAAACAGACAGGUGGACCUACAUCCAACCUUAACAUUUUGUUAAAGGGAUAGUUUACCCAAAAUUUAAAUUAUUCACUAUAAUGCCAACCCAGAUGUGUAGGACGUUCUUUCUUCUGCUGAACACAAUGAUUUUUAGAAGAAUGUUUCAGUUCUGUAGAUCCACACAAUGCAAGUGAAUUGUGUCCAGACCUUUUAACCUCUAAAAAUAACACGAAGGCAGCAUAAAAGUAAUCCAUAAGACUCCAGGGGUUAAAUCCAUAUCUUCAGAAGCAAUAUGAUAGGUGUGGGUGAGAAACAGAUCAAUAUUUAAAUCCUUUUUACUAUAAAUUUCCAUUUUCAGAAGGAGAUUUAUAGUUAAAAAAAGGACUUUAUCUGUUUCUUACCCACACCUAUCAUAUCACUUCUGAAGACAGAUUUCACUUGCAUUGUGUGGCCCUAGAGAACUGAAAUAUUCUUCUAAAACUCUUUGUUUGUGUUCAGCACAAGAGAGACAUUCACAUCUAGGAUGGCAUGAGGGUGAGUAAAUGAUGAGAGCAUUUUCAUUUUUGGGUGAACUAACCCUUUAAGGUUAUGUUUUUGAGCUGCGAUGUACUGAGCAGACUAUAGGUCUGAUUUGGAGAUGGAAGGUGCAAGGCGAUUUGUAAGUUUCAAGCUGUUUUAAUUUUCAUGUCAAGUCUAAAAAAGAUGUUGAAAUGUGUAUGUAAUUUAAACAGACAUGCAAUGGCCUUGCUGUGUCAUGGUUUAUAUGCUGCAAUAAAGCUUCCU
Molecule: messenger RNA, 2594 nt
Organism: Xyrauchen texanus (razorback sucker)
Lineage: Eukaryota; Metazoa; Chordata; Actinopteri; Cypriniformes; Catostomidae
Exons: 2
Coding region: 128-1681 (517 amino acids)
Source: RefSeq, a predicted model, not a curated record